CCAGGCUCUUUACGCGGAUGGAGGAGUAAAAUAAUUGACAAUAAACACAUAUCGUAUGCCUCCAACACAGUAAGGGCGCUUUGUGCAGCAAUUUGAGCCACCGUUGUUAUCAAUGAUACAGUGGUCCCCGGAAGGCGUCGUGUGAAGCUCUGCGGUCGCUGACAGCUGUUUCCCCUCGGAGAAAUGGAGCAUAUCCGAACGCCAAAGGUGGAGCAGGUGCGACUGUUGGAUCGCUUCAGCAACAAAUCCACAAAUGGCACACUGUACCUCACAGCUACACAUCUCAUCUUUGUGGAGAGCAGCUCUAACAACUCAACGUCUGCCGGUCAGGAGAUCUGGAUUUUGCAUCACCACAUAGCGUCUGUGGAGAAACUCUCCCUGACCACCACAGGUUGUCCUCUGGUCAUCCAGUGUCGCAACUUCAGGGUGGUUCAUUUCGUGGUACAGAGAGAAAGAGACUGCCACGACAUUUACAGCUCCCUGCUGCGUCUUCUACGGCCUGUAUCCUAUGAAGAGCUGUACGCGUUCUCCUACAACCCCAAACAGAACGACCAACAGAGAGAGGAAGGAUGGCAGCUCAUCGACCUGGGGGCGGAGUUUGAGAGGAUGGGUGUUCCCUGCGACCAAUGGCAGCUCACCGACGUCAACAGAGAAUACAAGGUGUGCGAGACGUAUCCGCGAGACCUGUAUGUUCCCAUCACAGCCAGUAAGCCCAUCAUUGUGGGGAGCUCCAAGUUCAGAAGCAAAGGACGCUUUCCUGUACUCACAUACUUCUACCAAGAAAAGAAGGCGGCAGUGUGUCGAUGCAGUCAGCCUCUCUCUGGGUUCAGUGCGCGAUGCUUAGAGGACGAGAGCCUGCUGCAGGCCAUCAGCAAGGCCAACCACAACAGCCGAUUCGUCUACGUCAUGGAUACCAGGCCAAAGCUGAAUGCACUAGCUAAUCGAGCAGCAGGUAAAGGAUAUGAGAAUGAGGACAACUACUCCAACAUCCGCUUCCAGUUUGUUGGCAUUGAAAACAUCCACGUAAUGAGGACCAGCCUGCAGAAAUUGCUAGAAGUGAUUGGGACUCGCUCUCUUUCCAUGAGUGACUAUCUGGUUGGCCUGGAGAGCAGCGGUUGGCUCCGGCAUAUCAAAGCUGUUGUAGACGCAGCCAUCUUUCUCACCAAGGCGGUGACACUGGAAGGAGCCAGUGUGUUGGUUCAUUGUUCAGACGGAUGGGACAGAACAGCCCAGGUCUGCUCGCUUGGGGCGCUGCUCAUGGACCCUUACUACCGCACUAUGAAGGGCUUCAUGGUGCUGAUAGAGAAAGACUGGAUCUCCUUUGGCCACAAGUUUGCAGACAGGUGUGACCAGCUGGAUGGGGAUCCAAAGGAGGUGUCUCCUAUCUUCACUCAGUUCCUGGAGUGUGUCUGGCAGCUGACAGAGCAGUUCCCGCAGGCGUUUGAGUUCAGCGAGUGGUUCCUGCUGCAGAUUCACGAACACGUCCACUCCUGUCAAUAUGGAAACUUCCUUGGCAACAAUCAGAGACAGAGAGAGGAGUUGCAGCUGAGAGAGCGGACUCACUCACUGUGGGCAUUUCUAAUGAGCGAAAAACAGAACUAUUUGAAUCCGUUCUACAGCCCUGCCUACUCUGAAGUACACCCUGUGCUGGCACCUUCCACUCUGCCAUACAAUUUCAAGUUCUGGAGGAACAUGUACCACCAGUUUGAUCGCUCCAUGCACCCACGUCAGUCUAUCCUCAAAACCAUCCUGACCCUGCGAGAGAACAGCCGCAACGCAGAGAACACACUGCAAGCACUGGAGAGUCGGCUCCACCAGCUUGGUGUGACCCCCAUCGCGACCUCUGACCCCCCUGCGCCCCCUCCCACCAGAGAUCAGCGCUCCAACUCCAACACCCUCCCGCCACGUCCCGACUCCCUCAUUCUGGGGGCGCCCAUAAACCACAAAGAAGUGCAGCGGCAGGAGGAGGACGAGGAGGAGGUGGGCGAGGAGGCCACAGAGAGCAUCGACACGGAGCGGACAGUAGAGGGCAGUAGCGGCACCGAGAGCAGGAAGCAGAGCUACGGAGAGCUGGACGGGACAUACAACAGCGAGUUGGCCAAAGAGGAGCCAGCUGUUGUCAGUCUGGAGUUUGGAGUGGCACGCAUGACCUGCUGAGACCAAACAGGGGGAUUGUGGGAUACUGAGGGACAGGGGUGAUUGAGUGAGAGGGCUUACUGAAAGUGUGUGUGUCAAGGGGAAGCUGUCGUUCCGUGUGUGAUAACGUCCUGAUUACGCAAUGGUCCGUGAAUGGGCCGAGUGGAUGAAGCUGUAUGUCUGUAUAGUCUAAAUCUCAAUGGGAAGCCUCAUUAUUAUGUCAUAUACUGCACCUAUAGGAAAAAAAGCUUGUUUUUUUAUGAAUGUUGAAAAGCACUAUAAAGAACUAAUGAAUAGAAUAAGAGAAUAAAUUCAUCCAAAAUAUAGCGAGUCUUCUACUUUGUUCAGUUUUACUUCUUUUUUUUAUAUAUUCCAUUUUUGGCUUUGAUAUUCUUAACAAAUCGUCAUAUUUCUCAACAUGAAAACCAACCAUAAAAUCUUUUUUUUGGCACCAGAGAUAUUUCAUCUCAUCCAAAGGCUUGAGUCCAGCCUAAUCUGAAUGUUGUGUGUGUGACCUGAUCUGAUUUUGCUCCAAUGUGACGAUUAAAAAAAUAAAACAUCAAAUUCUACAUCAUUAAAGAUAAUCUAGCACUGGAAAUAUUACUGAACCAAAUUUUGGCUGCGCUACUAACUGUAUCUAAGUAAAUGCAGUUUUGAUUAGUUUUUUUUAAGUAGUCAGAUCAUUUAACUUAUUUAACUAUUACUGUGACUAUGGACAAAUGGGCUGUGAUGUUUAGCUGUCAACCGUUGCCCUCAUUGACUAUUUAAUCCUAUUUUACAUCUCACAUUGAUCAGAUAAUCUGACUCACUAACGUGUCUGUCUGCAAUGUCAGUGACUUAUUGUUUAUGACAGCUGACCCUGGUCAGGGGUCAUUGCCACAGAUACACCAAGUCAAAUAGGUCUGAAGUCAAUGGGUCUGGUUGUCAAAUGCAAGACAUGACUGCUGCACAUUCUAAAAGGGAUUUUUGGGGGAUUUUUAUAUAAAAUUCCCCCUAAAUUAUACAGGAAUUUUCUUUAAUUAUCCUUUAGGAGUUUUAAAGUUCAACAAAAAAAAUCUAGCAGCAAUUAUAUCAAACUGUGUUUCUUGACACAGAAUUUAUUGUAGCUGCUAAUACUGGGUGUGGAAAUAUUUAGAAAAUGUCUCUCAGUCAUCCCCUUAUCUCAGAGCAGGACAUUUUCAUACAUCCUUGUUUUAACUGGGUUAUUUUUUUUUUACUAUGGGGAAUUUAGGCCAGAAGUUAACACUUAUUUUUGAGCCAGACUGUGUUUUGGCUCAGCUUUUAUUUGUUGAGACCAUAAUAAUUCUGUGUUAAUAAUUCCAGACUGAGGUUGUAACUUUGCUUCAUAUCAGAGCUCAGAAAGGAUUUGAUCUUCAUUGGACUGGAUUUACUCUACAAGCAAACAUCUUCCUAAAUCAGAGUGCUGAAGAAAAACAAGAUGUAAACCUGUCAGUAUAUAAGUGAAUGUGUAAUGUGCUUGUCUCUGCAGACUCUCGAUCAUUUGCAUAUAUUUGUUUUUGUAUGGUGCUUUGCGUGGCACACAACUUCACAACAGCAGACACUGUUCAUUCUGUUGUGUUUUAUCCAGCCUUGUGUGCUUCUAAAUACUUUAUGGAAUUUGUGCUAGCAGCCUUGGCAGUGAACUAGUUCCUCCUUAAACACCACUCUCUUUAUCAUCCUUGCAUACUGUAGGAAUAAAUUGAGUUUUGUGCUUA
Molecule: messenger RNA, 3851 nt
Organism: Morone saxatilis (striped sea-bass)
Lineage: Eukaryota; Metazoa; Chordata; Actinopteri; Moronidae
Gene: mtmr6
Product: myotubularin related protein 6
Exons: 15
Coding region: 184-2157 (657 amino acids)
Biological process (GO): dephosphorylation
Cellular component (GO): nuclear envelope
Molecular function (GO): phosphatidylinositol-3,5-bisphosphate phosphatase activity
Source: RefSeq, a predicted model, not a curated record